CUGAAAUAGAACAUGUUUUCUUUGCAGGGAAAGAUUUAUUCCUAUAACACGUAGGUCAAUAAUUCGCCAUCUCAUGCAGAAGAAAGAUUUUCUCACACGAGAAGAGCUGAAAGUGUAUGAAGAUUUCGCACUUGCCUUAGAUACAGCAAUUGUCAAUAAAUACCAUGGUGUUCUUCAAGAGCUUAAGAAUCUUUUUGACCCUAUCAACCCAGACAAAGACACAAUAGAAACCCGAAAAUGGAACCCAAGGGAACGUCAGGACAAUGAAUUCUGGUUGCUACAGCGACUGGAAGAUAUUAUGGAGAAGGCCAAUUUUCAUGAACUUCCAGAGGAUGUAGUCAACAAAGCAUUAGAGGAACAUGAGGUUUCGGAUGGUGUCAGGGUAUCAGUUGACAAGAACAAGUACGAUGUAUUGAAAUUUUGGGCUUUAGGACGUGAGAAGAUUACAGUAAGCGUACCUUGGUAUAAAGCCUUGUUCAUGAAGAAAGAAAACUUGCCGAAACCCAAGUUGUACUACAAACGUGUUGUGAUUGCAUUAAGAUUUAAACGAGACCAAAAACUCAUGCUUAAGUCUUUCAAGGAAAUUCCUGUGAAUGCUCUGGAAAUGAUGCUUCCAGAUGGGAAAAUCAAAAUCAGUAAAAUGGACAAAGGUAUAAUUGCAACUUCAGUUAGUAUUGCCGUGAUGGGCAUUGUAGCGAAGAUAGUAACACUCCUGGCAUCCAUGAAUGUUGAUUGGAUGCUCAUACUGAGUGGGGUGACUGGGUUGGCGGCUGUGCAGAGCUGGACAAUAUACAAAAACAAAAGGAAUAGAUAUCUAGCAGAUUUAUCAAGGCUUUUGUACUUCAAGAAUGUGGCCAAUAAUCGUGGUUUGUUGGCAUUGCUUGUAGACAGGGCAGAAGAUGAGUCCUUCAAGGAGGCUUUAUUGGUGUACACAUUUCUACUUGCUAACAGGCCGAGUACGAUGUAUGACAAGAGAAGUAUUGAAAUGUCACCUGCUGAGUUAGGUGGGCUAACUGCUGUUCAAUUGGAAGGAAGGAUAGAGAAGUGGGUUUAUCAAGUGACAGGCACAGAGGUAGAAGUCGAGUCACUGGAAGCUAUAAAUCUACUCAAGAAGUUCGGAAUUCUGUGUGAAAUUGACAAUAAGUUGCACGUGCUACCACUGAUGGCAGCAUUGCACAAUCUUCCUCAGCAACCGCAGUCAGUGGUUGCUAGGACAACAGAAUCGGACAUAUUUGAGGGUUACGAUAGAGACGUUUUCAUGGAAACUGAAGAGCAGUAUCAGGAGGAAGAAAAGGUUCAAAAGAGAAUAGGAUGGUUUUGAAAGUUGUGAAAGAUAAUUAAUAGAAAAUAAAGAUAAAUUUUACACCAAAUCAGGUCUAACAGAAUAUGCAUCAUGUCAUUUGGUAUACAUGCUGCUGGCAACAGACAGUGUAGGAUAUAAAUGGACAGAAACAGGUGUGUAGAGGACAUGCCUGAAACUAGUUUGAAUAUAGGAGCAGCCAUUAUGCAGUGUACACUUUGAAAAUGUUUAUAAAUUACCUAUUCUACAGAAAAUGCUUCCAUUUCAACUAUAUAUUACAUCAUAAAAGAAAUUGUUUUACAGAUAUAUUAAGUAGAUUUUAUUUGCAGAUGUAAAUGUUUGAACUUCCUGUGGAUAUAAGAUGUCCUCAGUUUUGUUUAAGUCUCAAAAUGCUAAAUUAAUUUCCCAAACAUUGCCCUGUCUUUUAGAUUUUUCUUGUGGUACAUAUUUUUUAAAUGUUUAUAUAACAUUUCAUUUUAGUUACCUUUAAGCGUAUUUGCAGUAAAUUUGAUGUAUUGCGUUUAAUCUUUUAACUGUUAGAUUGAUGUCUUGCAAACUGAUAUUUAGGAGUUACUAACUACAGUUGAAUGUGCCCACACAGUUGAAACAGAUGUCUAAAAUUCUAAAAAUACAAAACUUCCAGUUCAGCUUCAACUCUUAGAAAGAGCUAUAAUGAUAAAAAAUAAAUGUGUCUGACAGCACAGUUAAGAAAGUAAGACUACUGGCAUGUGGUCGAGAUAUAAUUGUUUGCAAUAUUUAUUCUCCAUUAAAGGGACAUGCCUCUAGAUUUAUGUUUUAAAUUGAUGAUUUCAAUAUUUAAUAAUUGUAAAUAAAGCAAAAUUAAAGUGGUUCUGUGUAUUCUAGUUUGUAUCGGUGUGCAGUCCAUAAUAUAUGCGGGAAAGUUCUGAAAAGUAUGGGUUACACUAUAUACCACUGUGAUGUAAACACAAGGAAUUUAAUGGUUCGUUAUAUCAUACUUCUGAAAUGUUUGCUACUUAAAUUGUGUUGAUUUAUGAUAUUACAUAGAGAACAUUACAUGAGUGUCUUUUCAUAUUGAACUUAUUAAACAAGUUGAAUGAAAUAAUAAAAUGUGAGGCGCUGUCGAGCAUUUUAUCAAUGUUAUUCAGAGUCAGUGUGGAAAGUCACAAAUGUAAUAUUUUUAUCACAUGUUACCUUUUCCUGACGAAAAAAUCAAAAAAUCUACUUUCUUGUUCCUUAAACAAGUCAAUUUGACCAAUGUCUCAUAUGCUAUAAACGAUGUCAACAUCAAAGCUUUAUUACACUAGUGUAUUAUCAAUUUUAUGUAAUGGCUUUGUUAUACUCCGGCAAUGUCAAACAUGUGAUAAAUAUAUUUAAUAGACACUGCUGUUGAAUUUUUAGCCAUAUUCCUCCAGCUACCCGGAACAGUGUUCUAAGAAAUAAAGAGUAAUCUUGUAAUUGUUGUCAAAUGAAUAAAAGUAGUACACUGUUCUGCUCGGGUACCCUGCACUACUAUGGGGAUUAUGCAUAGUUGAUAGGAUCCAAGGUCAUUAAUAUUUACCUUGUGUCUUGUGUUUACCCCAGCUUUUAUUUGGAACAGUCGGCACAUGAUCUAAACAUUCUUGAACACUACCCUUUCAUAGAGUGUGUGCAGAAUGUUCUGAGCAGUCAAAGGAAUACAACUUUUCAAAUUGAUACUUUUCUAGAGGCAUAGAUCUUGAACUGAGAACUAUUAGUAUGUAUGUGUCUUUAUUAUCAAAGGACAUUUUGUUCUUAAUAUUUAUGUUUUGAAAGUGCUAAAUUUGACUUGUAUUCUAAAUUGUUAUUUAUAUUAAUAAAAUACAUGAACUAUU
Molecule: messenger RNA, 3132 nt
Organism: Mercenaria mercenaria
Lineage: Eukaryota; Metazoa; Mollusca; Bivalvia; Venerida; Veneridae
Product: transmembrane protein 143-like
Exons: 4
Coding region: 74-1321 (415 amino acids)
Source: RefSeq, a predicted model, not a curated record